AUGUGCAACCGGGUGACGUGGUUGGUGGUGACCGUGUUCCUGACCGCCGGGACAGUGCCACUCCUUCUGACCGAAGGUGCCCGGAUCCUGGCCAUCUUUCCAUCGCCAGCGCGUAGCCAUCAGAUCGUAUACCGGGCGUACCUUGAGGGACUCAUCGAAAGGGGCCAUCAGCUCACGGUCAUGACGACGGAUCCAUUCCCGACGGCGCACCCAAACGUAACGAUCAUCGACUGGAGCUUCGCCUACCAGAUCAUUACGGACAACUUCGACGUGGUCGAUAUGAAGCAACGGAAUAUGAACUUUUACCAAAUCGCGAACCGGUUACGCCAGAUAACCCGGUUGUUCCUGUCCGCCCAGUUGGCCCACCCGGAGGUGCAAGCCUUGAUCCACAGCCGAGAUGCGCACUUCGAUGUGGUGAUCGUCGAGUACUAUCAGUUUACGCCGAUGUACGCGUUCGCCGAACUAUUCGCCGCCCCACUAAUCGGUAUUACGUCGAUCGAUUCGAUGGGCAUGUGCCACGAGGCGAUGGGCAAUGUGAUGAAUGUGGUCGCCCAUCCGGAGAUGAACCAUAAGUUUACGAAGGAGCUAACGUUCCUGCAGCGUGUCGAGGCGGUUAUUUCGAAUCUCGUCAUCAAGUACCACAUUAUGCCGACCGAUUUCAGUACGUUCGAUCGGUUGAUCGAGCAGCACUUUGGUAGCAAUAUGACACGGUCGGCGGAGCUGAUGAACCGGGUCGAUUUUCUGAUGGUCAACGCAGAACCGGCACUUGGAUACGUUCGCCCAAUCUUACCAAACACGGUGCAGCUCGGCUUUUUGCAUGUUAAACCACCGAAACCGCUUCCGUUGGAGUUGCAAUCGUAUAUGGACGCAUCGGAGCAUGGUGUGGUGUACUUCAGUCUCGGGACGCUGAUCCGCAGUGAUUCGCUGAACCAGCACAAUCUGAACCUAUUCCUGGAGGUGUUUAAAUCGCUCAAAUAUGACGUCCUGUGGAAGCACGACGGUGAGCUUGAUCUCAACGGUACGACCAACAUCCGGAUGGUGCGCUGGUGUCCACAGCAAGAUGUGCUCGCUCAUCCGAAGGUGAAAGUGUUCGUCAUGCAGGGCGGCCAGCAGUCGAUGGAGGAAGCGAUCGAUCGGCAUGUGCCGCUCGUCGUCAUUCCCUUCAACUUCGAUCAGUUCGGCAACGCGGACAAGGUGAUCGAUCUCGGUAUAGGGCAGUCGCUCUGGAUGGAGCGAUUAACGGUGGAGCGGCUGCGCAAUCGCAUCAUCGAGGUGGCGACCAACCAACGGUACAAGCGUAAUAUCGUGCGACUUGGUCGGUUGGUACGCGACAAACCGAUGCGUCCGGUCGAGAAGGCGGUCUGGUGGACGGAGUACGUCAUUCGGCACAACGGUGCCGACCAUUAUCGGUACGCGGCCGCCCGAAUGCCCUUCCUACAGUAUCACUAUUAUGACGUGGCAGCCGCUGGCCUACUGCUCGCUAUCAUCGUUCUAACGGCGUUGGCCUACUUCGUACGGAGACUUUUCAUCAAAGUGGGACAGAAGCUGGCGCUCCAGUUCGCUGGUUUGCAUCGCCGUUGGUUAGCGACGAGUGACGUGGUGAUGAUGAAGGAGAAGACACUUUAA
Molecule: messenger RNA, 1626 nt
Organism: Anopheles darlingi
Lineage: Eukaryota; Metazoa; Arthropoda; Insecta; Diptera; Culicidae
Product: UDP-glucosyltransferase 2-like
Exons: 3
Coding region: 1-1626 (541 amino acids)
Molecular function (GO): UDP-glycosyltransferase activity
Source: RefSeq, a predicted model, not a curated record